UGAUAAGACAUUGUGUCAUGUGCUUCUUUUUUUUUUUUUUUAAUGACCUUUGACCUUGACCUUUUCCACUUUAAAGAUGAUUAGAAUUGUUUUAGCAUGCUAAAACUGAUGAGACAUCUCCUCUUCCAUUUUCCUAGUUAUACACAAUUAUAAUCAUAUAUACAAUGUAUACCAGUAUAUAUAAUUGAAUAUCAAAGGAAUUAUUUAUUUAAUAAACUGGCUAACAUUUGCUUGAAUUUUCUUUCAACUAUUUUGAUGUAAUAUUUGCAUUUUUAUAACUAUGUACAGUUGUUUAAGAUUUAUCAAUAUAGUGUUCAGCAUCAGUGUAAAUCAGUGAUAUUGAAACUUGAACUGCCUGCUCCUCUGAUAGGUGGAGGACUGGCCCCCUGAUCAGACCCCUAAUUACUCUCUCGUGCCUCUGGCUGUGCCAGCAGUGGAGGCUCAGGUUUCCCUCUCAUGACAGCUUGCCAUUGGAGCAUCAUGGCAGAGCAGAGAACAGGUAUUAUGAAUAUACCAAGUACACAAACACCAUUAGAAAACCUUUUCCACUACGUGCAUGGUGGCAUACAUGGUCUAAAUGACUACACCAUGGCAAAAAAAUCAGGAGCCUGGGAGAGUGGGUUUCAACCGGUCAGAAACUUUCAAAGCGGUCAACAAGCGUGGACUGCUGCAGGUUCAGUGGGGCAGUUGCAGAGACAGACAACACCAGUCACCUACACUCAACAGAUCGGCACCAUAGGUACAUGCACAAUAACAAAUGGACCUGCACAUCGGCAGCCAGAUCAUUUAUUCCAAGGAGGUUCUCAGCAGACUACGACCCCAAACAUUUAUCCUCCCUACCAGCAGUAUACAACUUCCUCAGUAGGGGUGGUCAGAGCACCAGCACAGCAGAACCAGUUUAUAGACAGAGCCUUUCCACCCUCCACCAAAAACAACCACUGCAGCAACCCAACUGCUUACACAACGCUUGCUAGCUCAGGAGUUAAUCAAAAUAUGCAUCUCAGAAGUCAGCCUGUUCAACCAUUCUAUUCACAAGAAAUGGCAAUGCUUCAAGUACCCCAUCAGCCUGCAAUGUCACAAACUAGUCAUUCUCAAGGACAAGCAGCAAGAAUCAAUGUGUCUGAAGGGCAGUCUGGCAUGUAUAGAAAUUUUUCAAUGCCGCCUCGUCCGAACUUCUCAUCACAACAGGGCUACACUGAGAUCAGUAGUCAUGGUAGCCAAGCAAACCAUGGAAUGAGACCACUUCAUACUCCAAAUGUAAAUCACCAGAGACCACCAUACCCUUUCCACCCAACACAGCGAAAUUCAUCACAGUUUGAUCCACCCCUGAGAAAUGUGAAUCUUCGACAUCAUGUACCUUCAACAAGUAGGCCACAAUUCCACCCAGCUUUCAGACCUUCAGGAAGCGUCCAUUCAAUGGUAAAUCCUUUACAGAUGUCAUCUGAGCAACUCCAAUCAUCACAAGAUUGGCAAUGUUUUCAGCAGAAGGCAACAAUUUAUGCUCCAAAUAUUCCACAUGGGCCAAUACUUGGGUUUUAUUUCCACUGUCGCCAAUUUUAUGAACACCAUCUGAGAUCAGUAUUACACCCUAACUCCCAGGUUUAUACAUUUCAUGACUUUUGUGAAGAAUACCUAAAGCGUCAGGAGAAAAACGGGGCAUUUAAGAUUUUCCCAUCAGCUCAAAAUACUGCAGAUGUUCAAGAGAAUGAGAAAGAGCCAUCUGACAGGUCACUCCUAGGACAAUGGUACAGGCAUCCAGAUGAAAAUCAGAUUCAAGCAAUGAAUCCACCAGUCUCUUCAGUGAAUAAUAUAAACAAUGACUGUGUCCUUCAAUCAACUGACCAUGUAGACAUCCCCGUCUGUCAACAAAAUGCAGUUUCAGCGACCACUGUGUGUCAGGAUGACCAUGUCGACAGUGAUCAGGAAUACAUCAUCACGCCAACAGAUGCAUUUAAAGUCGAAGUGAAUGAAAACUGGGAGAGUGAACAAAGUAACUGUACCAGUCCCGAAAGAGAAAUGGACAAUUUCGAAAGAGAAGUGGAAGACAUUGAAGAUGCAAUCGCCACCAAUGAACAAGACGACAGUGAAAAAGCGAAACAUUUGACAAUUAAGUUACCAUUUCAUCCACCUUCCAAAAGUGAUGACAGGAGGAAGAGCUUAAUGUCUGCUGAUCAGAAUGUGAUCUCAAAUAAGGAUAUGCAGAAACUCUCAGAGGUUGUGAAUAAAGUGAUGGUAAACAUGAAGAAUACCGUAGACCCCUCACCAGACACGGUAACAUCCACAGCGGAAGCUAUUUCAGAAUCAUCGUUUGUGGAUUGCACUAGAACCCCUAUAGUCGCUGAAACUCUGACAACUGACAGUGAUUUAUCAAGAAAUGAAAAGGCUAGAUAUACAAUUGGUCAGAAUGCCAGUCAUGCCCAGCAGAAUAAAACAAAUUCUGUCACCAAAAGAAAGCAUUCUACAGCAGAAGUUGAUCCAGAACAUGAAAUACAGUCUGUGAAUCUACAUCCAUCCAAAAAGCAACGCAAAGAGACCAGUGAUGAGAACCCUGGUGUGCCCCAACUGACCAACGACAACCAGAUGGGGAAAGAAAUAUAUGUGAAGGAUGUUGUUCCUCUUCAGCAAACCAAAAACACAUCAGUUGAUAAGAGUGUGUUUUCCAAAAGUGUGGAAUCUGAAGAGAGGGGAAAGGCUGACAUGUCAAAGAAUGAGGAAAGUGGUCAGAAAGAUCCUCUACAGGAAGCAGGUGGCAUACAUAGUGAAUCUCAGAGAGAACCUCCACAGGAAGCAGGUGGCAUACAUAAUGAAUCUCAGAGAGAACCUCCACAGGAAGCAGGUGGCAUACAUAGUAAAUCUCAGAAAGAACCUCCACAGGAAGUAGGUGGCAUGCAUAGUAAAUCUCAGAAAGAACCUCCACAGGAAGCAGGUGGCAUGCAUAGUAAAUCUCAGAGAGAACCUCCACAGGAAGCAGGUGGCAUACAUAGUAAAUCUCGCUUACUAUUCCUAAUCAAAUUUCAUGGAGAAGAGGUCUUGUGCAUUAAUUGUGAGAAGGGUCAUUACCUUUUAAUGCGAGAAAUUUUAAAGAAAAACUUUGUUUGUCUAGCGCAGACCAGAGGCAGUAAAGGCAAGAAAAACCUGCACUCAAAAUAUUUCACUGAUGUGUUUCUGGCCAAAGAACGUGAUCUCAACAUUCCAUACAAGGAGUUGCCAGAGGACAAGAAAUCGAAAGUGAAAGAAUACAUGACGAAAUCAAAUAUACUGACAAAAGCAGGGAAAGGAAACCAUAUUGGAAUUAUCCACAUCAAUGAUGCUCACAGGCUGUAUCAGUAUUUCUUUGGGUUAAAGAAUUGUAGAGAUAACUGCAUACAGUUACAUCACAACUCGGACAGGGACUGGAUGCUGCCAAACUGUGAAACAGGGAGUUCUGUUGCAUUAAGUGUCGUUGAAAGGAAUGAUGUUGAAAGGGAAGCAGUUGUCUCCUUUGAAUAUGAGAGUGAUGCUACUAUUCCCUACACUGAGGGGAGUGAUGAUGAUGAUGUUAUUUUGCUUGAUGAAUUAAGUUUUUCAGAUUCACAGGAAGUCUCUGCAAGCAAAAUGAUGAAAACAGAGGAAUGCAGUGCUAAAGAUAGCAAUGAGGAAAUUGUUGUAAUAGAGACCAGUCUGAGUGUAAAAAUGGUGGAGAUGGAUGCUUCUUAUGCAAAUAGUGAAGACUUGAUGGAAGAAAUGAAAGAAAGAGUUAAAAGUGAUAAAAUGCAAGAUGACUCUUUUCCACUUGAAAUUGAUCAUGCUGAAGUUAAUGAUCCAACUGAAAACGGGGAUGAAGGUGAGAUUGAGCUGAGAGAAGGAGUCGCCCCUUUGUAUGGGGAUGAAAGUGAGAUCGAGCUGAGAGGAGGAAUUGCCCCUUUGUAUGGGGAGGAAGGUGAGAUCGAGCUGAGAGGAGGAAUUGCCCCUUUGUAUGGGGGGCAAUUCAGGUUUCUUGUCAUUGAUGGAAUCAAGUUUUAUCCUUUUGCUGACUUAUGCAAGAGAUUUGAUGUGGUUGAACUUACAGCAUGUAUGAAAAUGAGGAAGGACGACAAGUACAGGGCGUUCAGGUGUGAACAGAUAGAGGCAGAUUUUCUCAAUCGUUUGGAGCCCUUAUUGCCAAAAAUAGCAGAAAAUGCAACUCUACUGGAGGAGGAUAUUUUGUUCGAUAUAGCUCAAGGGAAAACCGAUGUGGACAAACCAGACGAAAGUCAACAACUGGAAGAAAAGUUUGUUAUGUCAAAUAAUCCAGAACAUCCAGACCAGGCUACAAAUCAAAAUCGGCUGCCUUCUGCUGAACCGGAACAAAAGGGUCAGAUUUCAAACUUCCCCAUUUCGAAAAACUUGGUAAAAAUCACCACCAACCCUGAUGAUACUUUUUUGGUGAGAGAGAUGGUUAGUCCUGUCCAGAACGAAGAGGAUAAGGCAGUUUCAAAGAAAAAUAGAAUUCUCUGUACUCCAGUCCACAAUAGAUGCAGUUCAAGUGAUGUGGAGAUUUGUCAGACAAACGAGGUUUCCAGCACCAUGCAGACACCCAUUUCUGAGGAGAAAGAAAUUCAAAGAAAUUUAGCCCAAGACUUUACAGCAGCUGAAGAACAGCAGACAAACAUUGUGGAGAGCAGUUCCUCGGAGUUAGAUUGCUGUGACGUAGUGCAGAAUUCCACAGAAAACAACAAUAACAGCCAGAAUGCCAGUGAUGCCAUGUUGAAUAUUGGCGUACUACAGAAGGUCCAGAAAACUCUCUCCAGUAUACCUCCCACUGCAGAUACCACACAGAUCCAUCAGGCUCUCCAAGAGUUCUUCAAAACCUGUCGGGAAACUUCCUCUGAAGCUCAGAAGAUUGUCACUGAGGCAUUUGUCUCUGUUCUAAAACAAAAUAUGGUCUUGCAAAAUGAACUCAGUAAUCUAAGAUCAGGUAUUGCUGAUCUUAAAGAAGACAAAGGAAAAUGGGAGAAUGCCACCAAAAAAUGUAAAGAGAUUACAAAGCAAAUGGAGGACAUAGAAGAUGUAUUGUUGUUGGAAUGAGAGGAGAUUUGAAAACCAUAUGCAGAACUGAGGACCUGAAGUACCCAUCCUAUUGCACAAAUAUCUCAGGUUGUUUCUUGAACUGUGGUUGUGAAGUCUGUGGGGUUUUUUUUUGGGGGGGGGGGGGUUAUUUUUGGAAAACUUGUCAAAAGAUUCAUGUUUGAUAGUUUAUCCCACAACUUGUACAUGUAUCUGUUGCAUACAAUGGACUAUACUCACUUUGUAUUCGAUAUUGUAGAAAUUAGAUGUAACCGACAAUCUCUAUAAUUCUGUGUUCAUUUUGCCUUGUUACAAAAUUUUGUACUUGGCAUGAUGUGUAUGCCAAAUUCCAUGUUAUUCACUUUGUAAAUACUCAAGUGCCGGUGAUGAGGUGUAAAUUCAUCUCUUGUGCUGUAUGGAGGCAAACUUUUUUGCAUUUUGUGCAGCUUUUUUUUCUAUUUUUGAAAAUUGUUGGUUUUGUUACAUUUUUACAAUUCAUAUAUAUGUUCAUACACCAAACAAAGGGAGCAGAUAAGCAAUAAAAAGUCUGUGUUUAAAAUAUGAAAACCAAAUUACAUUUAUAUAUGGUAGUCCUAAAACGUUUUUCAAUGUACAUAUAUUUUAUCAUGCAUUUCAAUUUCACUUUAUUAAAUAUACAUUUCAAUAGGAUAUUCAGUGUAUAAUGGAAGUAGAUUGAACAAUUUUGAAUGAUUUAAAUCCAGAUAGAUUUUUAUUGUUAAAUAAUGACAAAAGUGAAAUUGAUCAUCUUCACAGGACUCAGGUUCCUAGUUUCAUACUUAAAACUUAUUGGAAGUUACCCACCUUUGAUUAGAAUAAGAAAAAUCUCAUUUUUUAAAAAUAUCUGCUGUAAAUGAUUUAUUUCCUUUCAUAGUUUUACAAAGAGAAAGUUUAUGAAACUUUUUUACCAAGAGAUUUGUAUGAAAAUAGACUUUCUGUUUAAAAUGUUUGAUUAAAAGUGGCUCUUUCUAUAAACUUCACUGUAAAAUUGAAGGUCGAAUAAAUCUAGCAUUAAUCAAACUUUUGUCUCUGUUUGGGACUGUUUUCAAAGUCUUGGAGUUAUCAUUCACCAGAUUUAGGGUGUUACUUACAGAAUAUCAUAUCCCCAUCUGUAUCAAUAUAUAUAAUUAACCACUGAGCAAUGAUCUUCAUUUCUACAAAUGAAAAAGUUCUUGAUGUCAAAACAAAGUUUAUUGCAGUAUAUUGGUGUUUAUCUUUAAAUUGUCCCUGUUUAUCUUUAAAUUGUCUCUGUUUAUCUUUAAAUUGUACCUGUUUAUCUUUAAAUUGUCCCUGUUUAUCUUUAAAUUGUCCCUGUUUACCUUUAAAUUGUCCCUGUUUACCUUGAAUUUGAUGUAGUAUACUGUAUUGAUAUCAGUCAUGGUAUCAAAUUUAUGGCAAAGGGUUAAAGAAAUUUGUGGAAAUGUCCACCUUGGAUUUUUUUCUUCGCUUGUUGAAUAUUGCGGAUUAUAUUUGUCGUCCUGAUCCGUCAACCCUUGUAGACACAAUUCAAGAUACGAGAUACGAAAUGGAAUGUGUUAGUUUCUGCUGUAAAAAAGUAUUACCCUGUGUUCGUACUCAAACUAACGCAUGGAAAAUUGUGGACUUUCUAUUUACUUUUUGUACUUGGACAGACUGCAUGUCGAUAGCUUUACUUUUGUGAUACCUGGUAGUAUUCAGGUCUAUGCAUGAUCAAUUUUACCAGAUUUUAAUUUUAUGUGAGAUGUCAAAUUUUCGGAAUAAAUAACUUCUUUGUCAUAACAUUGGUAUUGCGCAGUUCAAAAACAAGCUGCUCAUUAUUUUUAUUUUUUUUUUUAAGUCAAAUGUCAUUUUAAAAAAGUUAGAAAAUGAUUGCCAUAAUUUAAACAGACUGCCACUGCAUGAUUUAUAGUAUGCACUCUAUGUACAUGCAUGUAUCAUAGUUUAUCAGUUCUACGUAGUUGUCAUAAUUAAAACGAGUCUUUAUUUCACAAACAUCUUCCUUUUACAAAGUCAUAAAAGAUUUAUGGGGAGGGGGGUUAUUUUAUAUUUUACUCUUUGCUGAGAACAUACCAGUGGAAUAUCACAGGUCCUGAUUGAUCAACAUAUACAUUUGUAAAAUUUGUAUUAGAUGAAAUCAGUCUUGUACAUAUUGCAAAUGACAUAGCAUUUUAUUUUUAUAAAAUACUCGGUAUAAUUGAAUUUUUCCUAUAAGCUUGCUUUUUCUGUUGAUAAUUUCAAUCAAAAGUAUAAAUGGCCUUCGGAUCCCAUCCACUCACACACAUAUAUGCUGGGCAUCACAUUUCUGGGAGUUGUACAUGCGAUUUGUUUUCCCUGUUAACAUUUAGGUCACUUAUUACUUUGAUCCAUAAAGUGUUUUUUUCUGAUAUAUGGGUUUAAUUCAUUUCAUAUGCAUUCUACAUGCCUUUAAAAUUAUAUUUCACGUUGUUUUAUUGCAUUUUGUGAUGGCAUUUCAAAAUAAUCAUUGAAAUAUGUUACAUAUAUAUAAUUUUCACUAGAUAACAAACAUUACAGACUUGACAGCGAUUUUAAACAUGUUUUAUACAGAUCAGUAUUAGGUAUCUGGCACUUUGUGACAAGUGUGGAGUAGGAAACCAUAUGCAUCUAGGUACAUGUACAUACCUUUUCAAUAUGCAUAAAUUUUCAUUGGAAAAUAUGGACUUUAAAGUACCAAUAUAGAUAUACAUGUGUAGUCGCAAGAAAUUUGUCUCUGUACAUGUACUAUUUUGAUUUUGUGCGUAAGCAAGUGAUUUGUUUCUUUCCAUGAACAAUUUAAUACCUGUAAUUCAUUUGACAUCUUGUAUAAGGUAGAUUAACUGAUUGGAGCACUAUAUUGUGUUGAAAUUCAAUACAUCACAGCUUGUACCUCUUAAACAGAUUUAAUUAUGCACCAUGUAUGUAUAUGUCGACUAUGUACAACAUGUGCAAGCUGUUACAAAAUAUUUCAAUAUGGGCAUUUUUAUAUUAGCACUUUUUUUGGUUAUUGUUUCAAAAAAAUAAAUUGGUUCAAAAUA
This is a messenger RNA of Ostrea edulis (European flat oyster), 8054 nucleotides long. RefSeq lists its product as uncharacterized. NCBI's taxonomy places the organism in Eukaryota, Metazoa, Mollusca, Bivalvia, Ostreida, Ostreidae. The transcript has 9 exons. Bases 457 to 5046 code for a protein of 1529 amino acids. The record is from RefSeq and is a predicted model, not a curated record.